AUGAUGCCAAGUCCUGGCAUGGGACACCUCAUCCCAAUGCUAGAAUUAGCCAAGAGACUCAGCCGCCACAUCAAUCUAACUGUCACCAUCAUCAUCCCCUCCAGCAACCCUCCCUCCGCCGCACAAACAACCCUCCUCAGCUCCCUCCCCACCGCCAUCUCACAAACCUUCCUCCCCUCAGUCUCCCUCUCUGACAUCCCUUCAACCACCAACCCAGAGCUUAGCACCGCUCUCACCAUCCUCCGCUCCCUUCCUUCCCUCCGCCGCACCCUCCUCUCCCUCUCCUCCACCCACCACCGUCUUGCCACGUUCAUCGUCGACCCCUUUGGCUUAGAUGCGAUUGAUAUCGCCUCAGAGCUUCACAUCCCUUCUUACCUUUACUUCCCUUCCUCUGCCAUGACCUUGUCUUUGGCUUUACACCUUCCCUACUUGGACCAAACGGUCAAGGGAAAUUUCAAAGAUCUCUCUGAACCGGUCCAUAUUCCGGGAUGUGUACCGGUUCAUGGAAAAGACUUGUUAGAGCCGGUUCAAGAGAGAAACAGUGAAUCCUACAAAUGCAUGCUUCGCCUCUCGAACCGGUUCAAGAUGACCCAAGGGAUCAUAAAUAAUAGCUUCUUAGAACUCGAACCGGAAACCUUUAAGGAAUUGCAAAAGGGUGAACCGGGCAUGAUUCCAGUUUACUCGGUUGGACCGUUGGUGAACGUAGAGCAAACUAAUGGGACUGCCGACAAAUGUUUAACAUGGUUGGAUGAGCAGCCACGUGGCAGUGUUUUAUUUGUAUGUUUUGGUAGUGGUGGAACUAUAUCUAGUGCUCAAACUCAUGAGCUUGCUAUUGGAUUAGAGAAUAGUAAGCAAAGAUUUUUGUGGGUUGUCAAAUGUCCUGACAAAGUAGCAAAUGGUGCCUUGUUCAAGACUAUUAAUGCGCAAGCCGACCCUCUUGAUUUCUUGCCUGAAGGGUUUGUAGAGAGAACUAGAAUGGGCCUUGUGGUUCCAUUUUGGGCUCCACAGGCCCAAAUAUUGGCCCAUGAAUCUAUUGGAGGAUUCUUGACCCAUUGUGGUUGGAACUCUAUACUCGAGAGUAUAGUUAAUGGAGUUCCGAUGAUUGCAUGGCCACUCUAUGCGGAGCAAAAGAUGAAUGCGGUUUUGAUUACCGAAGAUAUUAAGGUUGCAACAAGACCAAGAAUUGGUGAGAAUGGGUUGGUGGAAAAUGAAGAAAUAACUAGGGUUGUGGAGAAGUUGAUGGAAGGUGAGGAAGGGAAGAAGCUUAGUUAUCGAGUGAAUGAACUCAAGGAUGCAGCUUCCAAAGCCCUAGGAGAAAAUGGAUCCUCAACAAAGCAACUUUCUGAGUUGGUUCUUAUGUGGAAAACUACUCAAUAG
Messenger RNA from Arachis stenosperma, 1377 nucleotides. Its product is annotated as UDP-glycosyltransferase 72B1-like. Lineage: Eukaryota; Viridiplantae; Streptophyta; Magnoliopsida; Fabales; Fabaceae. The transcript has a single exon. Bases 1 to 1377 code for a protein of 458 amino acids. Gene Ontology annotation, molecular function: UDP-glycosyltransferase activity. The record is from RefSeq and is a predicted model, not a curated record.